Molecule: messenger RNA, 3739 nt
Organism: Toxorhynchites rutilus septentrionalis
Lineage: Eukaryota; Metazoa; Arthropoda; Insecta; Diptera; Culicidae
Exons: 7
Coding region: 1-3486 (1161 amino acids)
Biological process (GO): SCF-dependent proteasomal ubiquitin-dependent protein catabolic process
Cellular component (GO): SCF ubiquitin ligase complex
Molecular function (GO): protein binding
Source: RefSeq, a predicted model, not a curated record
AUGAACGUGAAUCUGAAACGCAGGAAGGACCUAAGUGACUAUCUUUGUUCUCUAGACGAGGCAGCAGAGUAUAUCCGUUCGACCACCCAUUCUUCCAAAUCACGCCGACACAAGUCGUCUAGAUCGAGAAAAUGCGUAGACUACAGCAAUCCUGAGGAUGUCAAAAUAGUUGAGAAGAAAAAGACAGUGAUCAAGAUAAAGCCACCGCUACCGGCGGAGAAGAAACCAGCCGUGGUGAAAAUAAUUAAUGAACCGGAGGAGCUAAAACUACUAGAACCAAGGGUCAGCAUAAUCUCACUUCUGCCGGAUAUCAAAUGGAACUUCGACAAGGGCGAGCCGGAACCCGAGGUGGAACAACCGAAAUGGAUGGAGCCGUUCAGUUGCAAUGGUCGAUUCAAGGCACGCUUUGACAUACUACCUAUGGAACUGAUUUUGAAAAUAUUUAAGCAGAUAACUCCCAGCGAUCGUUUGGCUGCUGGCACUACCUGCAGACGUUGGAUGGAAGCUUCGCAUUUCUAUGAGCCGUUCUUAAAUCUAACGCAUUACCAUUUCGACAGGAUAGAAUUCGGAGACCACGUAGGCCCAUUCAAAUACUUUAGCGAAGGAUUUCGGCUCUACCCGAGGCUAACGUUCUCUCAAGUGGAGUUCAAUAAGCAUAGUGAUUUUUGGAACAUUCACGGGUUGUGGGUUACGGAGCUAACGCUCCGUUCGUGUGUUAUUAGGAAAAAGAAAUUCCUAUCUAUAAUGAGAAAUCUGCUGAACUUACGGCGCCUGGAACUGAUGCAGUGCGAUGAACUUUUUAAAAAUUGGACCCUGGAAUAUAAUAACCAAGAACCAAUGUUUCCGUUUUUCCUAUUCUGUCUGAAACAUUUAUCGCUCUCCGGAUGUGACUACUUCAACGAGUAUCAUUUCGAACGCUUCAUGGUUAUGGCCCCUAAUCUGCAAUCAAUCGAUGUUUCCAACUGCUUUAUCAAUCUGUACCUUUCGAAGAGAAUCACAAUGCUGGAUCGUGUGAUGAAACUGAUCAACCGUAAUCGUUACCUCAUGAAGGCGAUAAAUUUUGCCGACACACCAUGUGUGGAUGACUUCACCUGGCAUUGUCUGUGCGACAUUGACGAGCUACAGUUGACGCACCUCACCGUGUCGUACUGUGAUCGAGUACCCCUCAAAGAUCCCGGUAUUAUUCGGUUCUUCAGCAUGCAAACACAGCUCACGUAUCUGAAUUUGACGGCCUCGAUAGGCCUGAACGACGAAUGCAUGCAGAUCAUCAUCACCAGCUGCCCACUGCUUCAUACUCUCAAAAUUCGACGAUGUUGGCUGCUCAGCGAUGAAGGCGUUGCGGAUAUGCACACGCUACAGCAUCUCCGUAUUCUGGAUAUAUCCAGCUGCGAACGAAUCAGCGAUUACGGUAUCAUGACUGGGAUUAUUUCCAAACGGCCUAGAGAAAUGAGUGAAUUGUACGCGUCACUACUGAAUAACCUCACCGAUACAACGCUCUACUAUGUGGCUAUCAACUUUAAAAACCUUCAGGUCCUGGACCUGGAUAGCUCAUCUAAUGGUGUAACGGAUGAGGCUAUCCAAUACUUUGCCUGCUAUCUGCACAACCUGAGACAUCUGAAUGUUGUCGCUUGCACAAAGGUAAUUGAUUCCGGAAGAUGGCUCAUAAGUCUGAUCUCGAUCAGUUACAAUCAAUCAGCAGUCUUGAAUAGAUGCGACAUGAGACUUAUUGAAGCGAAAGUUCCCCUUCCGGAUUUUAGUAAUCUUCCGACAGAACUGCUGGUUGAGAUCUUCAAGUACCUCACGGUGAGCGAUCGCAGUGCUGCCAGCUACACCUGCUGGAAAUGGUACGAAGCGUCCAAGUAUCUCGGCUUCGCCCAGCAGAUGUGUCUCCAUCUUAUCGGCGUGGAUUUCGAUGAUUACAAACCUCCCAUCGCCGAUUUGCGGCUGUGCCCCCACGUGUUCCCAGUGCUGAAGCUGACCCGAGUGAGACUACAGCAAUCGGUUUACAGUCAAUUUCUGGUGGACUUUGGACCCUGGAUCAGCGAGAUAACAUUUGAGAAAUGCAUGAUCUGGCGCGAGCGAAUCAUUCAGGUGUUUAAGCACAUGCGGAAUCUCCGGACGGCUCGCUUCGUGGAGUGCGAUCUGCUGAGGGAUGAUCUGUUCAAAGAUUGGAAACUUUUCGAGAAUGGAUUGUGGGAAAUACUGUUCCGAAGCAUUCGCACUUUGAGUUUGGCGAAGAACAAUUUUACCCAGGUGCAGUUUAACUCAAUCGUGGAGAUGAUGCCUAAUUUGACGUCGGUUGAUCUAUCAAACUGUUUCAGUUAUGUAGAUUCGGCGAGUAAAACGCAAAUGCUGAACUGCAUUCUGAAUUUCGUUCGCGAGCGUCAAUAUAUGCUGAAGAGUUUGAAUUUAUCCAACAUCUCGGUGGAUGAUUUGUUUUUACGUGGUUUGGUUAAGACAACCCAGCUUCGGCUGGAACAAUUGAGUUUGACAUACACAGAGAAAAUGCCCCACAGGAAUCCUGCGAUAAUAUGUUUGCUGCAACUGCAAACAGAAAUGAAAGAUCUGGAUUUGUCACAAUCGGUGGGGAUUACGGAUUAUUGUUUGGAGCAAAUCGUUAACUAUAUGGCUGGUCUGAAGAAGCUGAAUUUGAGCGGUUGCUGGAGUAUUGGCGACUAUGGAGUUUCACAAAUAUUCCGACUGCAACGAUUAGAGAAGUUAGAUCUUUCCAAGUGCCGCAUCACCAAGAAGGCGGUUAUCGACGGAGCCUCCCAUAGCAAUAGAAAACUGAUGAAGGAGAUUCAUCUGGAGCAGAUCAGUACUUUGGACGAUGAUUGCAUCGUUCGAAUUGGAGCAAACUUCACCAACUUGACCGUUCUGAAUAUUGGUGGGUCGUCUUCUUGUAUGACUGAUUGGUCAGCGCAGUAUAUUUUCUAUAAUCUAAUUUGUUUGGUGGAUAUUAACCUCGAGAGGAGCACGAAGUUAACCGAUGCGGGUUUCACCGGAAUUGACUUGCCGCAGAAGACGUUCGCCAUAUGGGAUAUUGCGGAGACAUUCUCGAUCGAGCGUCUGAAAAAACUUCGUAUCCUCAAAGUAUCCGGAUGCUUCAAAAUUACGGACUUUUCACUUCGAUACGCCUUUAGGUUCAUGGAGUUGAAGGAACUGAGUUUAUCCCGAUGCCACCAGAUUUCCAAGCAGGGCAUUGAGAUUCUGGUGCAGAACUGUCCGGCGCUGGAGUAUCUGGAUUUGAGUGAAUGCCAGAACAUGAACGACUAUUGCGUGGAGCUCAUCGCUUUGCACCUCAAGCGUCUCAGUACGCUCAAGCUGGCGAAUUGUCCUCUGAUAAGCGAGGUUGGAUUGAGAUUUCUGUCCCAUCACUGCCAAAACUUGAAGUAUCUGUAUGUGAGAGGAUGCUUCAAGCUGCCACCAGAUAUAAUGGAACGUUUGUCCAAUAUCACCACCCUGAGACAGGUGUACAAGUCUUAAUUCUUCUAUAGAUGUUUAUAUUGUAAAAUACAGUGGUUGUCUCAAUUGUACAUUUGAAAUCAUCGUAAGAGACGAAUGAACAUAAACUAUUAAGUUGCUUGAAAAAUAAUUUCAAUUUUCUUAUAAUGUAAGAAUACUUUAGUGAAUCAUAUAUUUUUCAGUUUCAUUCAAUAAUCUUCUGAUGAAUGCACGAUCGUGGAACAUCCAAUCUUUACUAGCAAUAAAAUGAGCCGAGUCAUUUUUGACUUCCCCA